Messenger RNA from [Candida] anglica, 1593 nucleotides. The record is from the annotation of a GenBank genome assembly. Lineage: Eukaryota; Fungi; Ascomycota; Pichiomycetes; Serinales; Debaryomycetaceae.
AUGUUCAGAGUAAGCUCACGUAGAUGCAGCAGUCUUGCAGCACACUUGCGCAGGCUGCUUAGCAGAUCUAUUCAUUCCUCCGUCAGAACAAACUAUAUUGACAUUUCUACUAGACCAGAAAUCGAAUUGCCGUAUCUUACCGGUCAACCUACUCAUGAAACCCGUCCACAUUAUUUACCCAUGCCUGGGUAUUUGACGCCAGGAAUUUCCGCUGAAGAAUACUACGAACGUAGAUGUGUCUUGGCGGCAAGAUUACCUCCUAAUUCGGUGGCUAUUUUGGUCGGUAACACAGUAACCUUCAGCUCAGGAAGUGUCUUCCAUGAUUUCCAACAGGAUAACGAUUUUUACUACAUGACCGGUUGGCUUGAACCUAAUUCAGCUGCUGCUAUUGUCAAGGGUGCCACUGAUGACGAUGUCUCAUUACACAUGUUUGUCCCGGCCAAGGACCCUCUGGUACAAAUAUGGGAAGGUGAAAGACUGGGCCUUGAAGGUGCAAUGGAUUUUUUCAAUGCUGAUGUUGCAGAAGAUAUUUCCAAAGUUGGAGUGGAACUUCAAAAACUUGUAGAAUCAUCUGAAUAUGUGUUUUGGGAUGAUAAGUCCCGAUCUAAGGUUGGUAAUUCUUCUGCAUUCCAGAGUUUCUUUUCGCUUCAAAGUGUUACUAGAACCCCAAAGACCAUCCAAGAUCUUGUUAAGAGCCUGGGAAAGACGGUAAGGUCACUUUCAUCCCUUAUUUCCGAACAAAGAGAAGUCAAAUCAGACUCUGAAAUUGAAGUAAUGCAUGCAGCAGCACUGAUUUCAUCCAGAGGUAUCAACAAAGCCAUGGCAACUGUGGGGUCCGAUUCACCAUUAUACACAGAAAAGGCAUUAGCACAAUACUUGGAGUACCAAUUUGUCCAUGGAGGCUGUGACAAGCAGGCUUACAUCCCGGUAGUAGCUAGUGGGAAAAAUGCUCUUACUAUUCAUUACACCAGAAAUGACGAUCUCUUAUAUCGAGAUGAAACAGUUUUUGUAGAUGCUGGAGGAAAAUUAGGUGGAUAUUGUGCUGAUAUUUCCAGAACUUGGCCAAACUCACCUAAGGGUUUCUCUGAAGCUCAAAGAGAUAUAUAUGAGGCUGUUUUGGCAGUCAACAAAAAGUGCAUUGAGCUUUGUCAUUCGCAACUUGGUUACUCACUUCAUGACAUCCAUGAAAGAUCAGUCAAAUAUAUUGGUGAAGAAUUGAGAAACUUGACUGGAUUUGAUGGACUCACAGACUCAAACGUAGCCCGUUUCUUAUAUCCACAUUACAUUGGUCAUCAUCUUGGAUUGGACCUUCAUGAUAUCCCUGGGGCUUCAAGAUUUAAGAAGCUUGUACCAGGUAAUGUUAUAACUAUUGAACCCGGUGUUUAUGUCCCUAUUGACGAAAAAUGGCCUAAAUGGUACCGGGGAAUUGGUGUCAGAGUGGAAGAUGAUAUUGUUGUGGGUAGCGAUUCUGUUGAAAUUUUGAACUUGACUAGUGGUUGUGUUAAAGAAGUGAAGGACAUUGAGCUGUUGAUUCAGGCUGGUAAGGUGACUACCCCUGGGGUAUACGAUGAGUUGGUCGUAUUGGAUAUAUAA